GGGAUACAAUUUUGUCCUAAUCAACCAACUUCAUCGAGAAAGAUUAAAUAAGUUGAUAGCGCGAUCUCGUACUAACACAUACUCUCUAAAUAUUGAAGAACUUGCAUGCGGCCUUCAAGCCACAACCGCGGUAUGAGUUCUGAUCUCAGACUUUGGGGGCUGCUUGCCCCUUCGCGUCGACAAGGAAACUGUGGACGACAAUGGGUUUAGAAUUAGAAUAGAACGAGGACCCUAUCGAACAAAUAGAGGAAAGGGCGGAAAGGGGCAAAAGUAAAGUCUAAGCGACAUAUGGCACGAAAAGGAAAUCCAAUUUCGGUAAGACUUGAUCUGAAUCGUAGUUCAGAUCCAAGUCGGUUCAGUGAUUAUUAUUAUGGUAAAUCAUUGUAUCAAGAUGUCAAUCUUAGAUCUUAUUUCAGUUCGAUACGUCCACCUACGAGACUCACCUUUGGCUUUCGUCUCGGUAGGUGUAUUAUUCUACAUUUUCCCAAAAGGACAUUCAUUCAUUUCUUUCUUCCCCGUCGACCACUACGACUAAAACGACGCGACAAAUCAAGACCCGGAAAGGAUAAGGGACGGUGGUGGGCAUUUGGGAAAGUCGGGCCGAUCGGGUGUCUUCAUUCAAGCGAGGGUACAGAGGAAGAACGAAACGAAGUGAGAGGCCGGGGGGCAGGGAAAAGAGUCGAGUCGAUCGACCGGGAGAAGCAAAACGAAAUCAGGAUUUGGCCGAAAAAGAUGCAACGUUAUGGAUACCAUGACCGAUCACCAUCGAGAAAGAAGAAUUUUUCUAAAUCACUUCGGGUGAGCGGGGCCUUCAAGCAUCCGAAAUACGCCGGGGUUGUAAAUGACAUAGCCUUCCUGAUAGAAAAUGACGACUCCUUCAGAAAAACAAAGUUAUUCAAGUUCUUUUUACCUAAGAAGUCCCGCUCUGACGGCCCGACGAGUCAUCUACUAAAAAGGACCCUCCCCGCUGUGCGCCCCUCCUUGAAUUAUUCGGUCAUGCAAUACUUUUUUAAUACAAAGAACAAAAUGCAUUUCGACCCCGUCGUAGUUCUCAAUCAUUUCGUGGCACCGGGUGUGGCUGAACCAUCUACGAUGGGGGGAGCGAAGGGAGGAAGCUUAGAUAAGAGAAUACGCUCUCGCAUCGCUUUUUUUGUAGAAAGCUCGACCAGCGAGAAAAAGUGUUUGGCCCGAGCCAAAAAGAGGUUGAUCCACUUCAUUCGCCAAGCGAAUGAUCUUCGCUUCGCGGGAACAACAAAAACCACCAUCUCGCUCUUUCCUUUCUUCGGUGCUACCUUUUUUUUUCCAAGGGAUGGGGUUGGGGUGUAUAAUAACCCAUUUUUUGAGUAUGCCCGGGAACAACUCCUAGGUCAAUUAAGGAUCAAAUGUAGGAACCUCAUGGGUAAGGAUAAGGUAAUGGAAUUGAUAGAGAAAUUCAUAGACCUAGGUAGGAUAGGCAAAUUGAUAAAGGGAAUAGAGAUGAUGAUAGAGAUCAUACUGAGAAAGAGGAUAAUUCCGUACGGGUACAACUCUUAUUUGAACGAAGUGCAAAAAAUGCGAUCUUUUUUGUCUAAUAGAACAAACACUAAUACCUUAAUUGAGUCGGUAAAGAUCAAAUCAGUUUAUCAAAGUGCUUCUCUGAUUGCUCAAGACAUCUCUUUUCAACUGAGGAACAAUCCAAUCUCAUUUCGUUCCAUUUUUAGUCAAAUAGUGAAGGAUAUUCCUUUAAUAAUGCCAAAAGGGGUGGAGGGGAUACGUAUUUGUUGUUCUGGUCGAUUAGGGGGUGCGGAAAUAGCUAGAACUGAAUGCGGAAAGUAUGGAAAAACAUCUUGUAAUGUAUUUAACCAGAAAAUCGAUUAUGCUCCUGCGGAAGUAUCUACUCGUAACGGAAUUUCAGGUGUCAAAGUGCGGAUCUCAUAUAGUCAAAAUAAGAGGGGACGUGCUAUAUCCGAAACGUACGAAAUAUAGUAAAUAUAGUAAAUGCAGAUGUAGUAGGGGUCGCGAACCGGAUGGUACACAACUUGGUUUUGGAAGAUAUGGCACCAAAAGUAGUAGAGCUGGUCGUCUUUCAUAUCGAGCCAUUGAAGCAGCGCGUCGGGCUACAAUCGGACAAUUCCAUCGUGCUAUGAGCGGACAAUUCCGAAGAAAUUGUAAGAUAUGGGUAAGAGUUCUCGCAGAUCUUCCUAUUACGGGGAAACCCGCAGAAGUUCGAAUGGGAAGAGGAAAAGGAAAUCCUACGGGUUGGAUUGCUCGUGUGUCCACGGGACAAAUCCCAUUUGAAAUGGAUGGUGUGAGUUUGUCAAAUGCUCGACAAGCCGCUAGAUUAGCGGCGCAUAAACCAUGUUCGUCAACCAAGUUUGUUCAGUGGUCGUAACGUAAUUGGUUAGUGGGGAAAAACCGGGCCGGGACUCAAAAGAAUUUUACGAAGUGUUUGUUCCUGAACGAGGGAAGUGGAAAGACAAAGAGGGAUAGGGAGCUCGCCUCCUUCUUUUUUGUAAUCGCCGAAAUUCAAAUUGUACGACGACCCUUCUUGUUCCAGGCAUACGACCCUGAGACGUGACGGUGUCACUUUUCCGGCCCGGUAAAGUGACAGUUAUAUAAA
Messenger RNA from Panicum virgatum (switchgrass), 2599 nucleotides. Its product is annotated as ribosomal protein S3, mitochondrial. Lineage: Eukaryota; Viridiplantae; Streptophyta; Magnoliopsida; Poales; Poaceae. The transcript has 2 exons. Gene Ontology annotation, biological process: translation. Gene Ontology annotation, molecular function: RNA binding; structural constituent of ribosome. The coding region runs from base 289 to 1965 and encodes 558 amino acids. The record is from RefSeq and is a predicted model, not a curated record.